GGAAAUUUACGUACGACUUACUUUGCAUCGCACCACAAGAAAUGGCGGAAUUUUCAACUUAAAUUCCAAGUAUCAAAGACAGUAGAAUCGCUGGACUCAUAAUACAGUUCAUAAAAUGGAGGACGACACCUGCCAUGGGUUACACAACUUGUCCAUUAGUGAGGAAAGUACACUUGCCCAGUGUAUUCAAGAGAAGUACUCCCGACUAAUUCUACAAUCAAAGGAUUUAGUUUCUGUGGGAAAAGUUAGAGAAGCUUUAGAGUUAAAUCAGAAGGCCUAUAGGUUGUGUCCCUCGGACAAACUACUCAGAAAAAUCCAGCGUAUGCAGACAUAUGUGAAAGAAAAUUCUACUGAUACUCAAAAGGAAGAUGAAACCAGUGAAUUAGCCAAAAAUCCAACAGCUAUUUCAUCAAGAAAAGAAAGGGCAUCUUCAAGUUCACCAAGCAAUGGAGUUUUGCCUCCAAAAAGACACCUCUCCUCUGUCUCUGCCGACACCUCAGGUGUUUCCUCCCCCUCAGUACAGGCCGAGCAAAACCUGUCCGAGGAAGACCAGGUCAGGUAUGCUAUGUUGAUAUCAGAAGCCAAACAAAGAGUGGAGGAAAAGAACAUCCCCCAGGCUCUGUAUCUCAACAAGCAGGCCUUGAAGAUCUUACCCAGCGAAAAACUUCAGCGAAAGAUUCAGCGCAUGCAGGCAUAUAUGCAACAGAAUAAUUUAUCUGAAGUUUCAGAUGGUUUGGAUGAACCCAGUAAAGAGACAUCACUAGAAUGCAGAACAGGUUCCACUUCAUCAUCAUCAGCAUCAGAAGAUAAACCAGACAUGGAUGAGGGGGAAGAUGAUCAAGCUAAAUUUGCCAGACUGGUCUCUGAGGCCAGGGAUUUGACCUCAAAAGGUCAAGUGAAAGAGGCCCUAGGAAUGUACAAAGAGGCACACAAAAUCAGUCCCAGUGAUAAACUGAGUCGAAAGAUGGAGAGAAUGGAGGAAUACUUAAAACAGAAUGAGUGUACGAGUGAAAAUGUUGACACAAAGGACGCAGAGAAAGAGCAAUCAGUGGAGUCAUCCCGUCCCAAAGAAAUGACAGAGAGUGACGAGGGGACAGAGAACCAGUUUAAACAGCUGGUCUCCCGAGCCAGGGACCUGACGGCAGAAGGACACGUGAAGGAAGCUUUGAGUUUGUAUCGGCUAGCAGCGGACAUCCAGCCAAGUGACAAACUAUCCCGUAAAAUGCAAAGAAUGGAGGAGUAUUUAAGAGAAAAUGGAAUUCCAGUUGAUGAUAAUUCAAGUAAAGGAGAGACUUUAGAUACAGAAAUGGAAUGUGACAAACCAGUACAAACAUCUGACCACAUUGCUCCUCCUCAACACAGCCCCACUUCACAAGACCGAGCCCCUCCCCUAGGAACCACCCCACUACAAGACCGAGCCCCUCCUCCAGGAACCACCCCACUUCAAGGCCGUGCCCUUCCCUCCUCCACGGAUGUCACAAGUCUUAGUGAGGAUGACCAGAUCCAGUUUGCCACCCUGGUGUCUAAAGCCAAGGAACAGAUGUUGCAGGGAGAGGCAGCCGGGGCGCUACAGUCCUACAGACAAGCCUCCCAGAUCUACCCCAGCAACAAACUACAGGCCAAGAUCCUCAAGUUACAGAAUUUUCUGAAAGAAUCACAGACUUCACAGGAAACCAGUAAUGUGAACAUUGCAAAUUCCCCAAGAAGAAUCAAAGAGAACACUCCUGUCAGAAGACCGUCCGGAAACGGCCAAUCAGGAGCUCUGUCUGUGGACCAACAGCGCAAAUAUAAUGAGCUUGUGAUGAAGGCGAAAAGGCUGGCCACAGAUGGAAUGAUCAAAGAGGCCCUGGAGUGCAAUAAAAAAGCCCUAAAAAUCUGCUUCAGUGACAAGCUUGAAAAGAGAAUACAAAAAAUGGAGUCCUACCUUGCUAGUAAUGAUGAUGAAGAGGAGGGUGAGAAUGGAGGAAUGGUUCCCCUGGGGAAGGGCUUCUACCUGUACAAGGACCUGGAGAAGAACCUGUAUGCCCACCAGAAGCAGGGGGUGCUGUGGAUGUGGGGGCUUCAUCAGAAGCGUAAGGGAGGGAUACUUGGUGACGACAUGGGGUUGGGUAAGACGAUUCAGGUGAUAUCGUUCCUGUCGGGGCUGUUUGACAUGGAGAAAGUCCACUCCGUGCUGAUCGUAAUGCCAGUAUCUGUCAUCGGGAACUGGGAAAAGGAGUUUGGGAAAUGGGCACCAGGCAUUAAAGUGGAAUCAUAUCACGGGUCAAAGAAAGAAAAGGAGCGAUCAUUGGCCAAGAUUCGAAGGAAGGGAGGAGUGUUACUGACCUCGUAUGGAUUGGUGGUGACCAGCUGGGAGAUGAUGAGUCAGCAGGAUGGGCGGCCCUUCAGAUGGGAUUACUUGAUUCUAGAUGAGGGUCACAAGAUAAAGAACCCCACAAAGACAACGAAGGGGGUCCAUCAGAUCCCUGCCGGUCACCGAAUCCUGCUGACUGGUACCCCCAUACAGAACAACCUCAGGGAAAUGUGGUCCCUAUUUGACUUUGUUCAUCAAGGAACUUUACUAGGCACUGCGAGAACCUUUAAGAUGGAGUAUGAGAACCCAAUAACCAGGGCAAGGGAGCGAGAUGCCACAGCCAAUGAGAGAAGACUUGGAAUGGAAAUGGCGGAAAGCUUAAAACAGAUUAUCUCCCCUUAUUUCUUACGGAGGACCAAGGCUGAAGUUACUGACAAUGAGGCCAGGGAGGGACAGAAUUCCUCCUCAUCAACCCGGACCUUGAACUAUUGCAAAGACCUUCAAAUGCCGACCAUGACUCGUAAGAAUGACUUUAUCAUCUGGCUGUUCCUGACCCCGGACCAACAGAGGAUAUACGGAGACUUCCUGUCCCUGGAUACCGUCAAAGAGCUGCUGAUGACCAAGAAAUCUCCACUGGUGGCACUGACUGUCCUUAAGAAGAUCUGUGACCACCCCCGCCUACUGUCUAGGAGAGCCUGCGCCCAGCUGGGGCUGGAUGGAGAACAUGGCUUGAAUGACUCGGCCCUGGAGUCUGAGGAGGGUUAUCAGUGUGCGGCCAAUCAAAUCAAAAACAUGCCGGACAACGUCCUGAUCCAGGAGUCCGGGAAACUGAUCGUCAUCAUGGACCUGCUGGACCAUAUGAAGCGGGAGGGACACCGCUGUCUGGUGUUCUCUCAGUCCAGGAAAAUGCUGGACAUUAUCCAUCAGCUGAUCACCAACAGGGGACACAAAGUCAUGAGACUGGACGGCACCAUAACUCAGCUGAGCGAGAGAGACAAACGAAUCGCCACGUUUCAGGAGGACAUGAGUUACUCAGUGUUUCUUCUGACAACUCAAGUGGGAGGCGUUGGCCUGACCUUGACAGCUGCUGACCGAGUCAUCAUUUAUGACCCCAGCUGGAACCCGGCCACCGAUGCUCAGGCUGUGGACCGAGUGUUCAGGAUCGGGCAGGAUAAAAAUGUUGUCAUCUAUCGCCUCAUCACUUGUGGAACUGUUGAGGAGAAAAUAUACCGCAGGCAGAUAUUCAAGGACUCCAUCACACGCCAGACUACCGGCAAUACCAAGAACCCCUACAGGUAUUUCACGAAACAAGAGCUGAAGGAGUUGUUUACCCUGGACAACCCGCGGAUCUCCAAGACCCAGCAACAACUGGAGGAGAUGCACAGCCAGCAGAGGAAGACGGACUCCUCCCUGGACGCUCACAUCGCAUUUCUGUACUCACUCGAUAUCUUUGGGAUCAGUGACCAUGACCUGAUGUUUACUCAGGAGAAGUGUGACUUUGAGGACGAAGGUGAGGCUGAAGUGGACCCUGGGACAGAUUACAUACAGCACAGAGUACAAAAGGCCAAGGAGUUGCUACAGAUGGAGUCAGAUUUGACGCAAGAUUUUGAACAAAGAGCUGGUAAAUAUCCAAGAAAUGUUCCCUCGGGACCAGAGGAAUCAGGGUCCCAGAAACCAUUCUCCCGCCCCUGGGGAGACUGGAACCUCCAGGGCACUGUCAACACACAGGAAGAGGGGGAGGAGGAUGUCAAGGAUGUACAAGAGAUUGACCUUGAUGCAGAAAAUGACAGUGAGGAUGAUGAAGAAGGAGAAAAGGAGCAAGAUUUAAGGGAAGUGAAGAGGGAGGUGAUGGACACUAGUCAUAUUGACCUUGUGACUCCUGACCCAACCCCAGUCAAAGCAAGCAAAGUGGUGGAUCUAACAUCUUCUUCCACAAAACCUGGUGCAAGAGUGAAGUUAGAACCAGAAUCACCUAAGAUUGAAAUGGAGAGUGAGAGUUAUGAUAGGAAAGAAAUCAAGAUGGAGGUUUUGAGUCCAGAUCAUCAUUCAGAAAAGGCUGAAGAAUCAGAUGAUGAAGUACAGGCUAUUGAAAAUAUACAAAAUUUGUCUAUUCAAGGGAGUCCAAAAGGCACUCCUAGGCACGGAAAUGACAAUGAAAUGUUACAACAUAAAACAGACAUUGAAGAUUUGAACUCCAGUUCUCACUCAGAUGUUAUUCAGGCUGAUAACCUGGAAGAGACAAUGGAGGACAGAGAAAAUAUCAAUGAUGAAUUUGUUGUCAAGGAAACAGGAAGUGAUGAAAUGGAGGAGAUCAUUGUUGAUUCAGAAGAUGAAGAAAAUAAAGAAAAUGUUCCUCUUUCACAGAUUCUUGCAUCAGCCAAAAGAUCGUCUGAUAGUUUUAAACUUAACAGAUCCAUCGAUGGCCAGCCAAGAUCACCUCUAGCUCCAAUCAUUCUAUCCCCGGUGGUAACUGACUCACCUGCCAAAAAGAAACCAAGAAGAAGUGUAUCUGCAAGUCCCUGGCUUAGAAACUCACCAGUGAAAAGAGUAGAAAAAGUUGUAAAAGAAGAGCAAGUGUUUAUAUCACCUGACAGAUUCAGACCAUUAAUGGGAACAACACCAAAAGGCUUCAGUGACAUGGUUAGAAGUGGGAGUAACUUGAAUUCCACCAUCCUAUCUGCUUUCUCUGAGAGUCCACAGGUGGCAAGAAAGGAGUUGGACAUGGACUCACCAUUAGAUGGAAAGAGGACCACUUCCAGGCUGCAGGAGACUCUGGUUGAGGAAUCUCCAGAUCGUCAAGGUCUUUCAGCAGGACUUCAUUCAAGUUUUGUUCCAAAUUCUUUAGAAAACACACCCAGUGUUACUCCUUCCAAUGACAUUUCAAGAAAUAAAAGUAUAGCUAUUGAGGAAACGGAUGAGGAAUCUUCACCAUUAAAAUCAGUGUCCAUCUCCAGAAAUGAGAGUGUUAUGGAAUCCAGUGUCCUGAGUGAUGAUGAGGGACAGUUGGAGGAAGUGCGUGACAGUGACCCUGAACAGUCCCUUGUGGAGAUAGACUCUGACAAUAGUUUACCGUGUCUUUCUGUAAAAAAGAAGCCUUUUAGAAAAGCUGUUAUUGUGAGUGAUUCAGAGAGUGAUGCUGAGGAUUUGAGGACAGAGAAUGAGGAUGUGGAGGAAGCAGUAGGAAGUGAUCAAAGUGAGAACAGGAAGAAGAGGAAGUCCUCGGAGUCCAGCAGUUUGCCACAGUCCAAGUAUGCGAUGUUAUCCAGCUCUGACAACGAACAAUCUGAGGAGCAGGAGAACAUAAAGAGUGAUGAGGAGGAGGAGGACUUGAUGAGUGAUGAUCAUGAUGAGGAACAGGAGGAGGAGGAAGAGGACUCAAUAGACAUUGAUGUAGAUAGUGAGGAUGAAGAUUUUCAAGAACUCUCUGAAGAAUCAAAAGAGCAGUAUCGUGUUGCUACACAGAGAGCAAAGGAAUUGUACAAGUCCAGUGAAUAUGAACAGUGCCUGGGAUGUAUCUUACAAGCUUUAGAAAUAUACCCUGAAAACACAGCGCUGCAGGCUUUCGCUCUUCAGGUGCAUGCCAAGAAAGAAGGUUAAGACUGUCAUUUUAAUAAGGCAAAGGCCAUUCAGUUUCUUGAGUUUAUUUUUGAAAAAAAAAAACUUUGUAAAAGACUGGUGUUGACUGAAAGAAAAAAAUCAAGAUCUGAUAAUGCUUACUACUAUUGAUUACUCCUUCCUGUAUUUUUAAUCAGCAAUUUUUAUUAUACUUUUGUUUCCAUAUUUUUUUCCAUCUGUUAAGAUCUUAUAAUGUAUCAGAUAAUACAAGAAGCAUUUCAAAUUGAUGUUGGGUUUUUGGUCCAUUUGAAGAUUGUACAGUCCCUUACAUUACCUGUACAUUGUACAUAUUUCUCUGUGAAGUAAAAACACACGAAUUUGUGUUACAUCCUAUACUUGAAGUUGUAAUGUUUUUGAUAAUCAGCAGAAAUAAAUCAUAUGAUGAUUAAA
This is a messenger RNA of Magallana angulata, 6298 nucleotides long. RefSeq names its product DNA excision repair protein ERCC-6-like. Gene Ontology annotation, molecular function: ATP binding; DNA translocase activity; ATP-dependent chromatin remodeler activity. Lineage: Eukaryota; Metazoa; Mollusca; Bivalvia; Ostreida; Ostreidae. The coding region runs from base 116 to 5890 and encodes 1924 amino acids. The transcript has 33 exons. The record is from RefSeq and is a predicted model, not a curated record.